Messenger RNA from Nicotiana tabacum (common tobacco), 570 nucleotides. Its product is annotated as putative mitochondrial protein AtMg00240. Lineage: Eukaryota; Viridiplantae; Streptophyta; Magnoliopsida; Solanales; Solanaceae. The record is from RefSeq and is a predicted model, not a curated record.
AUGGUCAAUGUAAGGACUGUCGUAUCUUUAGCUGCAAUGCAUGGUUGGAAGCUACAUCAAAUGUAUGUAUUCAAUGCAUUUCUCCAAGGUAAUCUUGUGGAGGAUGUUCACUUGGUUCCUCCUCCCGGACUUCUAGGAGAAGGGGAGUACUUAGGAUUGGCUAGUUCUAAGCCUGCUGGCACACCCAUGGAGGUCAAUCAAAGGUUUACCAGUGCAAAAUUUUAUCACAGUUAUAAGGCUAAGGACAAUGCUAAUGAGUUGUUGUUUGAUCCCACUUGCUAUCAGAAAUUGGUAGGGAAGCUACUCCACCUAACAAUGACUCUGCCAGAUAUAAGCUACACAAUACAGAACCUGAGUAAAUUUAUGUAUAGACCAAAGAGAUCACACAUGGAAGGUGCUCGAAGGGUGGUGAAGUACUUGAAAGAUGCACCUGGUUUGGGCAUCUUGUUAUCUUCUAAGCCUUCCUCACAGCUCACGGUUUAUUGUGAUGCAGAUUGGGCCACUUGUCCCAUGACAAAAAGGCCAGUUUGUGGAUUUAUAGUAAAGCUGGGAGAUUCCUUAAGCUCUUGA